GGAGCACGGGCAGUUCACUGCUGGCUAACUGGUCGGAGAAGUCGGCGAAAUCGAGUCUGAGCACGACGGCACGGUUCAUCGAGAGAAACGUGGUCGAGAGCGAGCGACGCCGAAUUAAGAGUUUCGGGAGCGCACACGUGCACGCGUACGCACACGUACACGCGCGAACGAGAGCUACCUUGCCGGCCCACCUAUCGGGGAACAAUCACGGAUAUAUUCGCGCGUGUAUACCGGUCAGGUGCGCGAAACCGUAGCCGUAGUGGAAGCCCGGUGCGAUUCGGAGUUUGGCAAGCUGAUCGAGUCGGUAUCGAUACUUGGCGGUGAUCGCUUCGAUCCAGGAUGAUCGUCGUUGCGUGGUCCCUCUUCGUCAUGGUUUCCUUGCUCAUCGCCACCAACCAGGCCUUCGUAUCCGCUCCUCUGCCAGUUCACGGAAUGGCGAGUUACGAUGUGACUGGAGCUCAGCGACGAUCAGAGAGCAGCGAGGUGAUUCAUAAGGCGAACAACCACGAAUCGACGAACGACGAUCGCGACGAGCAGGCGGUGUACGUAAUCGAGUUCGAGUCCGAGUCGAACGAGAAAGAAGAAAGUCAGCAGAGCAAAGGAAAGGACGUGGAUUCUGACGACGGAGACGGCCACAAUCCUUUGGACCCGUGGUCGAUCGUUUGGUACAUCGGCUCGUUCGGAGGUCUGGUGGCCUUUUUCCUGAUAGUGAGUUGCUCCGAGUGGUGUUGUCGUCGCGGCGGCCGAUCGUUGACGGUGCCUUACGCGCAAAGGCCGGAAGUGAUGAACGGCGGACAGGUCGUCACCGAGACACCGCCGCCGCCUUAUCAUCUGUUCGCUCCUCCACCGUACGAUUCCGUAAACUACGGGGAGAUCAUCGACAAGACUUCCGGGGAGAAGGUGGACAUUUACGUGAUAUCGGUGCCGAUCCACAGGCCGGUGGUGCAGGCUCCAGCCUAGAGACGUUCCCGGAGACGUCCUCGAGACGAGGAUUCGGGCCAAUCGAUAUCGAACGACAUCGACCGUGUCGAAAUCUCCUGACGAUCGUUCGUCGAACGAAUGGAGGACCGACGAUGCCGCGUCUCUUCCGAAAAAAAAAACAAACAAACAAAAACAGUUGUUUAAUUACACGUAACGGGGUCUAGAUAGUUCCAACUAUCCACGUAUACCAUUUGACAAUCGUCUGUCGAUCGAUGCCGAUCUUGAUCGCCGAUCUUGAUCGCCGAUCGACGAUCUCGGCGGAUAGACGAAUCAAGGAGGCACGCGAGACGAGCACGAAUCGCUUGAACGUCGAGUACAACCGGGAACCAACGACGAAGACCCGAGCGUAACGAUAUUUCGGCGUAUUAACGAGAGAACGAUAGGUGUUCUCGAUGACCGCGAAACGAAGAAUCGUCCGUGACCGGUUUUACGAAGAGCAACCGUCGACGGAACUUCGAGAACCAAGUUCUCGUCGACGGAGACGUCGUCGAAAGCUUCGAAUCUCUGCGGCGAACGAUGGAAAAUCGACUGUACCGGGUACAGUGUACCCCGAACUCGAGGAAUCGGGGAGAACUGGUUCAGGGAUUGUUCGGAAACGAGUUCCGGAAUGAUUCGUGACAAGAGAGGAUGAACGAGCAACUUGAAUGUUGUAUGAUACUUUGAACGAUUGAACUCCAGCGACGUUCUCUGUGAUAUUUUUCGUGGAACGAGCUGAAGCGGCAUUUUAAACGAGCGUUGUACAGACGUCGUGGAACUAUUUACAGUGAUUACGAACUGCGGUGAAUUAUAUGAUAUAUCUGACGAGAGAAGAAGAAUCGGGUGCCCGAUUUCUAUGUUGUCGCACGCUGUCGUUAAGCUAGAAGACUAGAAUCAAUCUCGAUGCGCGGGAGUCACGGAUUUCAUUCGGCGAAAUGACUAGUCCAAUCGCUGCCUUGAUCGAUAUUGGAAUAUUCUAUCUUUCCAGGUUAACGUCGUAGUCGAUCGCAAACAGAAACUGCCAUAUUUUCGUACGUCGCGUCGUUAUCUCUCCGAAACUCUGCGCGUCGGAUCGGCCAUUCUUACACGAUGCCACUCUCGAAGAAUUUUUAAGGAGCAACGCACAAGCGACUUUAAUAUUGCCCUGGCGAAGCGGACAUUUUUUUUUUUUCUACGUUCGUACAUCGAUAGUCGGAUACGCUGGGUGUAGCGUUUAUUCGGAUCGUGGGACAUUUCUAAACGGAUACUGGUUAUUCGUUCAACCGCUCGAAACAACGGAAAGGUUUUAUCUUGGUAACGCGUCCGAUACUUUAAACAUUCAAACAGGUUGUAUAAGUUAGAGUAAUGUUUUAUUCGUUUUCCUCGUGUCCAACGUUCCGUCGCAUCGUAGUUUUAUUAUACUUUACUUUAAUAUACGUUUUACUAUACUGUACCGUGUUCAAAUAGAAACCAUGAUAGAAACCUAGAUAGAAACGUGAUACGUAAAAAAAACAGUCUCUUUUGAACAUUUUCCAAAGAAGGAAGCGAGACAAACGCAUCGACAAACUCAUCGACAAACUUCAGAUUUACUCGAAGCUUAGGGUUUUACCCAUAAGAAAAUCUUGAAUAACGUUACUUUGAAAUUUUCUGUAAUCGAUAUCAAAACUCAAUUGCGACAAAAUCCUUGAUAACGCGAUAACUGCUUCGUUGAAAUUUUUCAACCGUAAACGUUUAAACGGUUUCCAAAUUUUUUCGAAGGGACGUUACGCACUGUUAUUAAAGGUUGCGAAGAUAAAAUAACUCGUAAUUGUACCCCCUGCACGUGAUAUUGCGUAACACGUUACUAUAGCGCGUUACACGUUACUAUAGCGCGUUACACGAUAUCGUAACACGUUUUACAACCUGAACGAUUUUAUCAGCGGGCACGUGCGCGAGAAGUUCGAGUAAUCUUCGAUAUUGCUACACGCGAUUGACCCCAAUCGGGAUCGUUCCGAGUCCGACAAUUGCAGACGAACGCAAAGUCGGCUGCCAUACGAAGAAUUUAACCGAAGGGGGUCACGAAAACAGUUCGAGCGCUAUAUUCGCGUCUCGGGAGCAAUAUUUGCUAGAAUAAUGAACGUCGUGUAUUCGCGGGACCGUCUGGUUUUAAACGACUUUGCGUGGAAAGCGAAAUCCGAAGUAUUUUUUCUGAUCGCUUCUUCGAUGCGAAAUGCUUCUUACUUCCUUGUUUAAAUGUAAGACGUCUGGUUCGCUGGGAGCCGAACGGAUAAAGAUAGUAUCUAAAAUAUUUUUUAAAAAUGCUGGAUAAAGGCUAGAAAAAAAAAAAAAGAAAUACUCAAAACGCAAAUUAGGGCAUUACGCGAACGUGGAGAUGAGAUGUUUGUGAAAUCUAGUUUGUUUAUGUCGUUACAUUGAUCUCUGCCGUUUAAUGUUAACAAACGAUUAUUAUUCGAAUAAAAACGUGAAAUGAGCGCGGGCGAGAACAAACUGUCUGUUGAAUGUUGAAGAAAUUUAUCCUAAGAUUAAGUACAACGUCAAUUAUAAUAAUGAUUAUUAUUAUUGUUAUCAUUAUUAUUAUUAUUAUUAUUAUUAAUAUUAUUAUUAUUAUUUAUCACUAGUGAUGUUAUUAUCAUUGGAUUCGUAAUUGUAUUCUCGAUGACGAUGGGAAUGCGUUACCAUGAAUUCGCUCUCAUUAAGACUUACAAAGUCGAAGCGUUGUCGCUAUUUAUUUUUUAUACUUUUAUACAUACCGUUUAUACGUGUUUGAAUGUUUCUACGUUCCCAAUAAAAUUUCUUUUCUCACGA
Molecule: messenger RNA, 3741 nt
Organism: Hylaeus volcanicus
Lineage: Eukaryota; Metazoa; Arthropoda; Insecta; Hymenoptera; Colletidae
Exons: 3
Coding region: 340-960 (206 amino acids)
Source: RefSeq, a predicted model, not a curated record